AUGCCACGACGAUCUAUAUGGAAGGGAAGUUUUGUUGAUGCUUUCCUGUUUAGAAUAAAGAAGAACAGAGAAAGUCUGAUGAGCAGGAAAAUUUGGUCACGUAGAUCUUCUAUUUCGCCGGAAUUCGUUGAUUGCUCCGUACUCAUUUACAAUGGAAAAACUCCUGUUCGUUGUAAGAUCACUGAAGGAAAGGUUGGUCAUAAAUUUGGAGAGUUUGCUUUUACACGGAGACGAAGACCCUAUCAAACAAAUAGAGGAAAGGGCAGAAAGGGGAAAAAGUAA
Messenger RNA from Oryza sativa Japonica Group (Japanese rice), 282 nucleotides. NCBI's taxonomy places the organism in Eukaryota, Viridiplantae, Streptophyta, Magnoliopsida, Poales, Poaceae. The record is from the annotation of a RefSeq genome assembly.